GGAUGCGCGCGCCAUCCGCUGAGCAUGCGCAAGCGGCGGAGGCGGGACGGGAUUCGCCCUCAGUUAAUGGCGAACGGGCAGAGGGAAGAGUGAGUGUGUUAUUAUGUCCCGAUACAACCGGUGCGGUGGAGAAACCAAGGUCUAUGUAGGUAACUUGGGAACAGGUGCCGGUAAAGGGGAACUAGAGCGUGCAUUCAGCUACUACGGGCCACUGAGGACUGUCUGGAUAGCACGGAAUCCCCCUGGUUUUGCUUUUGUGGAAUUUGAGGAGCCUCGGGAUGCUGAAGAUGCUGUUCGUGGUUUGGAUGGCAAGGUAAUUUGUGGUUCGCGUGUUCGAGUGGAAUUAUCAACAGGAAUGCCACGCCGCUCACGCUUUGAGCGGCCACCAGCACGGCGGCCCUUUGACCCAAAUGAUCGAUGCUAUGAAUGUGGAGAAAAGGGUCAUUAUGCUUAUGACUGUCAUCGCUAUAGCCGACGUAGGAGGAGCAGGUCCAGGACUAGGUCACGUUCAAGAUCACGUGGAAGAAGAUAUUCUCGUUCUCACAGCCGUAGCCGUGGCAGAAGGUCCAGGUCAUUUUCUCCUCGGAGGUCCAGAUCAUUUUCUCCUCGGAGGUCCAGGUCUUUCUCUCCUAGAAGGUCCAGAUCUCUGUCGCCUCUGAGAAGAUCCAAGUCUCGCUCUCUUGUUCGAAGUCGCUCAAAUUCUAGAUCACAUUCACCAAAGCGAAGUCGCACACCAUCUGAAAAUUCUCGUAGAAGUGCAAGUCCUGACAGAAAUGACUAAGUGCAACUGGCAAAGCUAAACUUUAGAAUGAAUGUUUUUUUUGUUUACAUUCUUUGAAGUUGUAUGGGCAACCUCUGGUUCUUUUGUGGGGGUUUGGAUUUGAUUUUAAAUGUAAGGGCUUGUUUCUAACUUAAUUUUCAUGCUUCCUUUUUUUCCCUUUUGUGGAGGAAAUAUGGCGUGGGUAGGAAAUUUUUUAAAGUACACAUCCUAUAGAGACUAAAUUGAGUGAUCUGCAUUUUUCCCUGCAUAACUGUGUUGUAUUCUUUUGUUGUAAUAUCAGAUUCCUCAAACCAUUCGAAGUGUAUCACAUUUUUGUAUCUGGAAAUAGAAAUAAACAAAUUGUCCUGAAAAGUGUGUGUGUGUCUCUUAUUAUGUAUCCAGCACAGAAUCAUGGCAUUCAUUGAAAUACACUGUUACUUAUGAUAGUAAAAUGGAAGUUUGCCUUAGGAGUAGCUCAGGAAAUUGAGCAAUAAUCUUUACGGCAGACAAGAAAACAAGUACAGAUCUUAGGAUCACAAGGGUAGAUCUGGUAAUGCUGAUGAGAGUAUUACCAUUGUAGAAGCUUUGGUUCUGGGAUAGUAACUCAGUGUAACUUCCAAGGGCUGAUGCGUAUUGGAGAAAGUUGAAAACCCACUUUAGCCUCAGCACUAAUGCGGGAGGCAAUAUUCCUAGUUGUUGGGAUCAGUGUAGGGAAGGGCUAGACAGGAUCUUGUACUUUGUGCAUUACUAGGCCACAUAAUGAUGCAAAUUAUGUAUUGGUAUUUACUUCCUUUAGAUAAAGGUUUUAGUUACUCACCCACCAUCAAGUAUUAGGAAUUGCUUAAAGUUAUUGGAGAAAUCACAGGUGCAAUCAAACCAGUGAUUACAUGUGAUCAGACUCCUGCAACUGAAAACAACCACGCUCAUACAAGCAACAUACACAAAAUGCUGGAGGCAGCAUCUAUGGGGAAAAAAGUUACACAGGACACUACAGGCCCUUCUGUCAAAUGAGUCCAGGUUGACCAUAGUGCCCAAACUAAUCCCAAUUUCCCAUGUUUGGUCCAUAUCCCUCCAGGCCCUGCCCCCAACAUGCGCUUUUAAAAUGAUAAAACCUACUUGUUCUGGCAGCUUGUUCCAUAUACCUGCCACCUACUCCAUGAAAAGGUCCCCAAUUAUGCCCCUAAAUCUAUGCAUCCUAAUUUUGCUCUCCUUCCC
Messenger RNA from Mobula hypostoma (lesser devil ray), 1975 nucleotides. RefSeq names its product serine/arginine-rich splicing factor 7-like. The record is from RefSeq and is a predicted model, not a curated record. Gene Ontology annotation, biological process: mRNA splicing, via spliceosome. The transcript is spliced from 8 exons. The coding region runs from base 104 to 781 and encodes 225 amino acids. Gene Ontology annotation, cellular component: nuclear speck. Lineage: Eukaryota; Metazoa; Chordata; Chondrichthyes; Myliobatiformes; Myliobatidae. Gene Ontology annotation, molecular function: zinc ion binding; mRNA binding.